Ahaetulla prasina is the source of this 5061-nucleotide messenger RNA. RefSeq names its product spondin 1 (gene SPON1). The record is from RefSeq and is a predicted model, not a curated record. The coding region runs from base 734 to 3160 and encodes 808 amino acids. Gene Ontology annotation, cellular component: extracellular matrix. Gene Ontology annotation, biological process: cell adhesion. Lineage: Eukaryota; Metazoa; Chordata; Lepidosauria; Squamata; Colubridae. The transcript has 16 exons.
AGAACGAGCGCGGUCAAUAAGAACAUUCCUUCUGCUCGCUCUUUUCUCCAGAGUUUCUAUAGACUAAGGCAGGAAUGUAGGUGAUUAAUUCCGAGGCUCUGCCGUUCGAUCCAAGCGCCCGCACAGACACACAAACACACACCACACACACACACACAAGCUCACGUCUUGGAGACGACAGCGCCGUACCCCGCAACCAAACCACCCAGCUCUGCUAUUUCGCCGACCCCCGCGAACUGAGCCGGACUUAAGUAAACACCAGCUAAUGACAAGGUCUGCGAAACAAAACCGCACUUCACUUCGCAGCUGGGCAAGAUCAGCCCGUCUCUCUCUCGCUUUCCUCCUCCCGUCUUUUGCCUUUGGCAAAGGCUAAGCGGAUCCUUCCGAUCGAGCAGAAGAAAGCCGUGUAAAAAGAAGGAUCCCUUAGCCUUUCCGCGCGCUCUCCCCAGGCUUGGGAGGUGGUGGGGAGGAGAAGAGAAGCGAAGGAGAGGCGAAAGCCUCCUUGAGCUGCAACUGAUUAAAGGCUGCGUUGGGUUAGUUUUUGUGGCUUGCUUCGCUUUCUCCGGAGGCAGGGAAGGAAAGGAAAGGAAAGGAAAGGCGGCUGGGAGGGGGGCGGGCAGCUUUUCCCCAGCCGUCUCUUUCAACCUGUCCGCCUUGUGAUUUCGACAGCCGCAGCUCAGCCCUGCCGUUCCCUUGCUUUUAUUUUUGCGAAGUUGUUGGAGGCGCCCGCAGGAUGGGACGUCGCCGGCGUUCUUCGCCUGCUUUCCGAGCCCUGCAGUUGCUCGCCUGGACUUUCCCUCUGGUGACAUUGGCUUCGUUGGCGGACGAAACCUUAGAGAGAGCCUCGAAAUCCGAAGGCUACUGCAGCCGGAUCCUGCGAGCCCAAGGCACGAGGAGGGAAGGGUAUAAUGAAUUUAGCCUCCGCGUGGAAGGCGAUCCGGAAUUCUACAAGCCCGGGAACAGUUACCGGGUAACACUAUCUGCAGCUACACCAGCCUAUUUUCGUGGAUUCACAUUGAUUGCUUUGAAAGAAGGCAAAGAAGGUGACAAAGAAGAAGACCAUGCUGGUACUUUCCAGAUUAUAGAUGAAGAAGAAACACAGUUCAUGAGUAAUUGUCCUGUGGCUGUGACAGAGAGUACACCAAGAAGAAGGACUCGCAUUCAGGUGUUUUGGACAGCUCCUUCUUUGGGCACAGGCUGUGUAAUUUUGAAAGCAAGUAUUGUCCAAAAGCGAAUUAUUUAUUUUCAAGAUGAAGGAUCUCUCACCAAGAGGUUGUGUGAGCAAGACUCCACCAUGGAGGGUGUGACAGAUAAGCCAAUCAUAGACUGCUGUGCCUGUGGAACUGCUAAAUAUAGGCUUACCUUUUAUGGAAACUGGUCAGAGAAAUCACAUCCAAAAGAUUAUCCACGACGAGCCAACCACUGGUCUGCAAUUAUUGGUGGAUCUCAUUCGAAAAACUAUGUUCUUUGGGAAUAUGGAGGAUAUGCAAGUGAAGGGGUGAAGCAAGUUGCAGAGCUUGGAUCCCCAGUUAAAAUGGAAGAAGAAAUUAGGCAACAGAGUGAUGAGGUUUUGACUGUCAUCAAAGCAAAAGCACAGUGGCCUGCCUGGCAACCACUAAACGUGAGAGCAGCUCCCUCUGCUGAAUUUUCUGUGGACAGAACACGCCACCUUAUGUCUUUCCUUACCAUGCUAGGCCCCAGCCCUGACUGGAAUGUAGGCCUUUCAGCUGAAGAUCUGUGCACCAAGGACUGCGGAUGGGUCCAGAAGGUGAUUCAGGACCUGAUCCCAUGGGAUGCUGGCACUGACAGUGGAGUCACCUAUGAGUCCUCCAACAAGCCAACAGUACCUCAGGAGAAGAUAAGACCACUCACAAGUCUAGACCAUCCUCAAAGUCCUUUUUAUGACCCUGAAGGAGGUUCCAUUAAAUCAGUAGCCAGAGUUGUCAUUGAGAGGAUUGCGCGAAAGGGGGAACAGUGCAAUAUUCUUCCUGAUAGCAUCGAUGACAUUGUUGCAGAUCUUGCUGCAGAAGCUCCAGAAGACGAAGAUGAUACUCCUGAAACCUGCAUCUAUUCGAAUUGGUCUCCCUGGUCAGCCUGUAGCUCUUCCACAUGUGAAAAGGGCAAGCGGAUGAGGCAGAGAAUGCUCAAAGCCCAGCUUGACCUCAGUGUGCCUUGUCCAGAAACUCAGGAUUUCCAGCCUUGUAUGGGCCCAGGCUGUAGUGAUGAAGAUGGCUCUACAUGCAUGAUGUCUGAGUGGAUAACGUGGUCCCCUUGUAGUGUAUCUUGUGGCAUGGGAAUGCGAUCGAGAGAGCGUUAUGUGAAGCAGUUCCCGGACGAUGGCUCCAUGUGCAAAGUGCCUACAGAAGAAACGGAGAAAUGCAUUGUAAAUGAAGAAUGUUCUCCUAGCAGUUGCCUGGUAACCGAAUGGGGAGAGUGGGAUGAAUGCAGUGCCAGCUGUGGGAUGGGAAUGAAGAAGAGACACAGAAUGAUCAAGAUGACCCCGGCAGAUGGAUCCAUGUGCAAAGCAGAAACCACAGAAGCUGAGAAAUGCAUGAAUCCCGAAUGCCAUACCAUUCCCUGCCUGCUUUCUCCUUGGUCUGAAUGGAGUGACUGCAGUGUCACUUGUGGAAAGGGGAUGAGGACCAGGCAACGGAUGCUAAAAUCUGCUGCGGAGCUAGGAGAUUGCAAUGAAGAACUAGAACAAGUAGAGAAAUGCAUGCUGCCAGAGUGUCCAAUUGACUGUGAUCUGACAGAAUGGUCUCAGUGGUCUGAAUGCAAUAAGUCUUGUGGCAAAGGCCAUAUGAUCAGGACAAGAAUGAUCAAAAUGGAACCACAGUUUGGAGGCGCUCCAUGCCCAGAAACUGUACAACGUAAAAAAUGCCGAAUAAGAAAAUGCUUGAGAAACCCCAAUAUUGAGAAAAGGCGCUGGAAAGAAUCUCGGGAGAAAAGGAGGAGUGAACAAGCGAAAGAAGAUGUAGAUGGUGGGCAAUUCCCAGGUUGUAAAAUGAAGCCAUGGACUGCUUGGUCAGAAUGCACCAAACUGUGUGGGGGUGGAAUCCAGGAGAGGUUUAUGACCGUCAAGAAGCGUUUUAAAAGCAGUCAGUUCACUAGCUGCAAAGACAAGAAGGAAUUAAGAGCCUGCAAUGUUCAUCCCUGUUAGCAAACCGAAGUCUUUUGAAUAAUGCACUCCUGAGCUAAAUGUAAAAAAAAUCAACCUUGGUUUGAUUUUUUUAAAAAAAAGAGAAAAUAUAUAAAUUGUGUAUAUUAGUCUUCAUUUUUGCAGUGUGGUUUGCUUAAUUAGUCUUGCUGGUGCAAGAGAUCUAUUUUAUAAAUACUUCCUUACAAACAUCUGCUGAGAGUAGCUCCUUAAUGCUCCAGCUAGCCCUUAAUGCAUAAAACUAGUGAAGUCAUUGUGAAAUCUUAUAACACUGAAAUUAUAGACAUAUCUGUGUGGACAAACCAUAAUCAUAGAAAUAGUCCCUGUAAAUACUUGGGAUGCAUGCAAAAAUGAUACUGCAAACCUAAAUAUUUGGAAACCAUUUUCAAAAUAUUCAAAGCAGUGCCUCUGUGUUUAUACAGCUGUGCCAAGGAAUUACUUUAAUAAUACUACAGGUGCAUAUUGAUCUUUAACCAUCAGCAAUGUAAAAAAAAAAGGUAUUUAUAGCAAUCCUUUGACAAUAUUCUUUUUCUUCUUCUUCCUGCAAUUGCUUAGACCCCCUAUUAAAUAAAUCACCUUAUGAUUGUUUCCAUUAAGAAAGGAAAGCAAACAUAAGCUGCCCAGACAGUGAAGAGUAAGGAGGAACAAUUUUCCAUCUGUAAGCCAUAUGUCAAUUAGCCAGUAAGCUGCAUUUAAAAAUAUCUUCCAUACUCUCUCACAGUCAUAAGCUAGGUGAUAAGGUACAGGAAAAUAGCCUCCUUUAACAAGUUCUCCUUGCGUGCAACAUAGCUAGGGAAAUACAUUUCAGAAGCUUGAGGGGGAAUUGUGGACUUUUAUAGAGUUAACCAGUGUAAAGAAACAAUAUAAAUACUCACAAAAGAUGUGAAUCUACCCAGCUCUAGAGUAGUUGAUCUUAUUCUAUCCACCAAGUCUAGGAAGAACUAAGGAGCGUUUUAUUUUGUUUGCUUCAGAAUAUAAUUUUGCUUCUUUGUCACACAACAACUUAAUUUGACUUCUAUUCCUCUUACAUAAACGUCCCUGCAUUCGUCAUGUUUUUGCUUUAUUUUUCUACUUGGUAACUCAGUGGUGAACAAAGCACGUGCAGAAAAUGCUUUGUGGGAACAUGGUGUUACUAAUUUCCAAGCAUGCACACCCCUACUCACAAAGAGCAAAGGAAAAAGCAUAGCUGUUUGAAAAAUGUCAUGAAGUUGAAGGAUUAGAUAAAUGCCAGUACCACUGACAGGUUCCUUAGGGACAUCUUAGGAAUGAAGAUGAAAGCUCCUAUAUUUGUAUUAUAAAAUAUUAUUACAGGCUUAUAGCUUGAACUUUUAGAUUUCAGCUUCCAUAAUCCCUAGUCAACACAGAUGGUUGAAGAGACCGCUAUUAAAAAAAAUCAGAUUCUCUGUCUGCAAUUUAACAAGCAACUAUGUGGCAUGUCUUGCAAACAAGAUAGCUUAAAUUAAUAAAUGCCAAAUGCCAGUACACAUUAGAUCCCCAAACAGAAAAUUUUAACUUAAAAGCAUGAAGCCUGAUCAUGUCAAGCAGGAAUUGGGUCAAUAUAUUUACAGAAUUAACUGGCUUGGCCUUUUUAGAUAGCAGAAAUCCUUAGCACCUUAGGGGUACAAGGGUGGCCAUGGGGAAGGGUUUUUAGCUUCCGAAGAUUAGCAAUGUUCUUUUCCCCCCAAAGUUUUAUGUACAGAUACCUAAUACUUUCAUUUUACCACUUCCAUAUGACCACACAAUCUUCCAUUUUAUGAAGUUUCCAAAGUUCCUCCAUCUAAAUCUAGAUAAGGCUAUGGCUCAACUAGCUUGCUAGAAAUGUACCCUCAUAAAUUAUAUUACAAUUAUUGUACUUUUUCAUUCUGAACAGCCAGUCAUUUUUUUAAUGUAACUCACCCAAAAAC